ACUCUUCACUCUCCAGAACCAACCAGUGAAAAAGAACAAAAACACAGAGAAAGAGAACGAGACCCCAAUGCACCAAAACCUCAAGCUUCACAAUCACCGCUCUCUUCAAGCAAAGAGAAAUCAGUAAUCACUCGCUGCAGUCUGCAGUGCACAUAUAGUAUGGCGACUUCUCUGUUUUCUCCACUCUCAGCUCCAAACCCAGAAAUGAAUGAGAAGAUGGAGACUGUCAGAUCAGAAACUGAAGCGUAUGCCAUUGCAGACACCAUGUCUUACUGCAAAUCAACUAUCUAUACUUUGAAUUGUGGCAUGGCAUAUGGUCAAGCAGCAAUGCUUCUAUCUCUUGGAGCCAAGGGUUAUCGCGAUUUACAGCCAAACUCAUCCACAAAAUUAUGUUUGCCUUAAGUCAACUGAUCAAGCGGAGCUGCAGUAGAUAUGUGGAUCAAGGCCAAGGAAUUGGAUGCAAAUACUGAGUACUAUAUUGAACUGUUAGCAAAAGGAACUGGGACGCCGAAGGAAGAACUUGUUAAAGACAUCCAGCGACCACAAUAUCUCAAAGCUCAAGAAGCCAUGGAUUAUGGGAUUGCCGACAAACUACUUAGCUCAAGUGAUGAUGCAUUUGAGAAAGGGACUAUGAUGCAUUGCUUGCUCAAACAAAAGCCAUGAAGGCACAAGCUGCUGGGCCAAGAGCAACUCCCUCUUGUUUUAGAUGAUGACAAAAUAUAGUAUAGCUGAUUAUACAGAGUAAACUGCCAAGCUAGGAUACGCUUUCGUUGAUGGCAGUGCUGGUCCGUGUGGCCGUAUAGCUCUGGAUCCGUAUGCGAAUCUCAAAAUGCUGUAUACAAUGUGUAUCUUAGGCAAGGGCGCAAUAGGCCACUGGUUCGUAAUAGUAUGUAAUACAAACAAGUCCAUAUUUGUGUUCUGAUCUUGUUGAACUCCGGGAGAGAAUUCAUGCCUUUUCAACUAGAGAUGAGUUCUCUUUUGUGCAGGGUGUGAGCGAAAUAUUUUUCACACCCAGACCACACUUUGAUUAAGUUGGUAUUGAAAUGCAGAUCCCAAAUCUGAUUGUUUGUCAGGAAAACUGGUUACAAAUACUACAUAGGGCAAGUUUGUGACGGUUGCA
This is a messenger RNA of Populus euphratica (Euphrates poplar), 1120 nucleotides long. Its product is annotated as ATP-dependent Clp protease proteolytic subunit-related protein 1, chloroplastic-like. Gene Ontology annotation, molecular function: serine-type endopeptidase activity; ATP-dependent peptidase activity; ATPase binding. The transcript has 6 exons. Gene Ontology annotation, biological process: protein quality control for misfolded or incompletely synthesized proteins. The record is from RefSeq and is a predicted model, not a curated record. NCBI's taxonomy places the organism in Eukaryota, Viridiplantae, Streptophyta, Magnoliopsida, Malpighiales, Salicaceae. Gene Ontology annotation, cellular component: endopeptidase Clp complex.